CCUCCCUCCCCUUCCCCGCCUCCCUCCGCUGCUUCUGCCUUAAAAAGCCCCGCCGGGCCCUGCAGCGUGCCCGGGAGACCGACGGGGCCGCGAGAAGACGCGCCGGAGCAAGGAUCCAGGCAGUUUUCCCGUGCCGGGGAAAUUGGUUCCCUGAGACCUCACCAUGAAGCCUCUCGUGCUGCUCCUGCUCGCCUUUGUGGGGCAGGCCUCUCUUUCCUUCGUGGUCCCAGCAAAGGAGAAGGAUCCCCAUUUUUGGCGGCUUCAGGCCCGGGAGACGCUGCAGAGAGCCUUGAGCCUUCAAAAGCUGAACACCAACGUGGCCAGGAACAUCAUCCUCUUCCUCGGAGACGGGAUGGGCAUCGCCACCGUCACGGCCGCUCGCAUCCUCAAGGGACAGCUACAGCAGAGAACUGGGGAGGAAACCAUAUUGGAGAUGGACCGGUUUCCCUUUGUGGCGCUCUCUAAGACCUACAACACCAAUGCCCAGGUGCCCGACAGCGCGGGCACAGCCACCGCUUACUUAUGCGGCGUGAAGGCCAACGAGGGCACCGUGGGGGUCAGUGCGGCCGUGACGCGGUCCCAAUGCAACACGACGGCCGGCAACGAAGUGACCUCCAUCCUCAAGUGGGCAAAAGCCGCAGGCAAAUCUGUGGGCAUUGUCACCACCACCCGCGUCAACCACGCCACGCCGAGUGCCGCUUACGCGCACUCGGCCGACCGGGACUGGUACUCGGACAACGAGAUGCCCCCGGAAGCGCUUCAGCAGGGCUGCAAAGACAUCGCCCACCAGCUGUUUGAAAACAUCCCGGACAUUGAGGUCAUCAUGGGGGGAGGCCGGAAGUACAUGUUCCCCAAGAACACGAGCGACGUGGAAUACCCGGAUGAGGAGAAGUACAAGGGGACCCGGCUGGACAACAGGAAUCUGGUCCAGGAGUGGGGGGACGCCAAGCCCAAAGACAAGAAUGCCCUCUAUGUAUGGAACCGGGCGGCGCUGAUGGAGCUGGACCCAGCCAAAGUCGACUACCUCUUGGGUCUCUUUGAGCCCAUCGACAUGAUGUACGAACUGAACAGGAACAACCAAACCGACCCUUCCUUGACCGAAAUGGUGAGGGUGGCGAUCCGAAUGCUGCAGAAGAACCCCCGUGGAUUCUUCCUCCUGGUCGAGGGCGGCAGGAUUGACCACGGGCACCACGAGGGGAAGGCGAAGCAGGCCCUCCACGAGACGGUGGAAAUGGACCGAGCCAUCGGCGAGGCUGGCAUCCUGACCUCUUCCGAAGACACCUUGACGGUGGUGACCGCGGACCACUCCCACGUCUUCACCUUUGGGGGCUACACAACCCGUGGCAACUCCAUUUUCGGGCUGGCCCCGAUGCAGAGCGACAUGGACAAGAAGCCCUUCACUUCCAUCCUGUACGGAAACGGACCCGGGUACAAAAUUGUAGCCGGAGAGAGAGAGAACGUCUCGGCGGUCAAUUUCACCGAUACCAACUACCAGGCGCAGUCAGCCGUCCCGCUGCGCAUGGAAACGCACGGAGGGGAGGACGUGGCCAUCUUCGCCAAGGGCCCCAUGGCUCACCUCCUCCACGGGGUCCACGAGCAGAACUACAUACCCCACGUGAUGGCCUACGCAGCCUGCAUCGGCGAGAACCAGGCGCACUGCCACUCGGGCGCGCCAGGCAGCCACUCUGGGUCCGUCCCUCUGAUGUCGGCCAUCUUCUCCGUUCUCCUGCUCCGAGUUUUGUUCUAAAGGCUCUGCUCCUCAGACUCUCUGGAUUGAGGCUUUUGCCUGCUUUUGAGAUUUCCAGCCUCAAAUAUCCCUCGCAGGGUUUCUGGCUUCGUGGUGGGGAAAAACCACAAUGGACAGCUUGACUUAAUUCCCAAGGAACUACUCCGCUCUGGAACAGGAUGAUCUGUGGCGCCAGGAUCGGUGCCAAUCGGAGCGGCUGGAAACGCUGGGAUAUAUUUUUUUCCCUUAUUCCUCUUAAAUGAAGAGAAGGGUUUGUCCCACUGGAUCAGGACAGACCGUGCGGGCCUGGCUUAUCUUGACAGACCUUAGGCAUCUACAGGCCUUGCAAGGUUCCUGGUGUCCCUCAAACUCUUCCAAAACCAAUUCAGAACAGAAAUACGAGCUUGGCUGCCCGUUCUGACCCACUUUGGCUGUUAAGUGGUGGAACUCAGAGGCCAUCACAUCUGUCCCCAUCGGCCACGCCUUAAUUGGAGCCCUGAAAAAUUUCCAAGCCGCUUCCCAGUAGGGUCCCCCAAGAAAGGAAGUCACUAGAGAGCUCCAGGCAAGGAUGAUCCAGGGCACAAAGCCCAUAAAUUACCAAAACCCAUAAAAAGAAGAGCUGUGUCUCUGGAGAUGUCCUCCACCCCAAUCAAGUCAGGUUUUUCUGCUGUCAGUAGCUGGAACGGGACGUCCUGUUCUAGCCAUUCUGACGCCUUUAAAACGGGUCGCCCUUUUUUCACCCUCCACCGCCAAGAAUUACGACUGAAGCAAAUGAAGUUCUGCAAAAGGGAGGGCUCCGCCCCAGGGGAAGGCAUAAAAUUAAGUGGGAAGAUGGCAGAGGGUGCCACCGUAAUAAGCCAGGGAAGGCCCUGACGCGAAGGCUGUCUCUGUGGCGCACCGUGGUUUGUAAAGUCUCGGCUUGCAGAUUAGCACAAGGUACAAAACCCAGUUACUGUAUGCAGCCGCUUCCGCAAAAAUCGGGCUUCGCUUGAUGGGUGGGCAGAAACAACUGCAAGAGUCCAUCCUGGAGGGAAGGUGUGUGUGGGAAAGGGACUGCGAAUAUGAGGGCCGCGAUGUAAAUCUCUAUGUGGGAGGGACGCCCCUUGCAAACUGGUCCUGCCCGUUCAGAAGGCUGGGAGGGGGAAGGAGAAGACAACUGGCGGGGGCAGCUGCCCUCCACAAAACGGGGGGGGGGACUAAAUUGAAGUCAGACAGGUCUUGGCAGUGGACGUCCCACCUGGAGGUCAGACCCUCGCUGGCCCUUCACCUUGAGCAAUUCCUUCUCUUUUCUGUUCCUUCUCACGAGUUGUAGAUUCAGGGCAACCAAAGGACAUCUCUUGUCCCUCAGCUGGUCCUUAUCUCCACGGAGGUCAUUUCCACAAGACGCCCUGGAAGCCACGAUGGAUGGGCAAAGAGUUGUCUUUCAAGGCUGUGCAUGGAGGAGGAAGAGGUGGGAAGGCUGGUCUUCUCUGACCAUCUUUGAAUUUCUCCAGAGGUUUCUGGUGGCUGCAGAACACCACGCUGGACUCCGGUCAUCGCUGGUUAGGAUCCAGCUUGGCUUCUCACAGCUCUUCCAGUCAUCCACUUCAGCUUCCUGGCCGUUGGCAGGGAAGGAGUGUAGGAAAAGGAGUCGGUGGCACUCAGCAGCCUCUUGGCCCUCCGCAGGGACAGGACCAUCACCUCUCGCUGCCUCUUUGGCAGGGCAAAGUCUUAAAAGCACAUGGAGAUCUUCGCCUUCAGACAGAGAAAGCCUCAGACGAGGCUUGGAGGAAGGUAACGCUUCUCUGCCAAAGAAAAGCAGCCCAGAUUGACUGGCAGGAACACGGGCAGCGUCCACCUUGGGCGAGAGAUCUGUGGGAGUCGCUCUCACUUUAAAAAAAAAAAAAAUCUCUAAAUUGAUUUUUCCCCCCUUUUGUUUGCAUAACUUUUGAAAAAUUGAAAUUCAGGGGAAGGAGGAAUCUAAAAUAAAAUUAUGUUGGACCGGCUGUUUUGAAGGAAAUGGGCACUUUCCCGCGGAACAGCAAGUAUCCAGGACCACAGCUCUAAUUUGGGGAACAGCUGUAGAGAAAGGGAUGGGAAAGCCAUCUGCUUUCACAAAGGAGCGUGUCAACACUGCUAAUGAAAGAGAGUUCUUCCAAAGCUUGGGAGCGACCUCCUUUCUCUGCUCGGUUGUGCCAUCCGUUUCCGGAUGUUGAGUCGGAGCCUGUCCUUCUAGCUCCGUUCACAUGUUUCCAAGAAAGAACAGGCCAAGAAUGGCCCCAGAGAUCGGUGCAAUCUCCCCAAACCUGCCCAACGAGGAAACGAGUUCCUAAAGAAAUCCCACCCUUGGCUGUUCUGUUAGACCAAGGGUGUCAAACUCAUCAUGUCACGACGUGUCGCGAUAUGUCGCGACUUUUUCCGCAUUGCCGAAGCUGGGUGCAGUUUCGGCAUGAUGCAUCCGGCCUGCGGGCCAGCAGUUUGACACCCCUGCGCUAGACCAUCCUCUGGGGGGGGGGCUGA
This is a messenger RNA of Crotalus tigris (Tiger rattlesnake), 4225 nucleotides long. RefSeq names its product alkaline phosphatase, biomineralization associated (gene ALPL). The record is from RefSeq and is a predicted model, not a curated record. The coding region runs from base 164 to 1747 and encodes 527 amino acids. The transcript is spliced from 12 exons. Gene Ontology annotation, biological process: dephosphorylation. Gene Ontology annotation, molecular function: alkaline phosphatase activity. Lineage: Eukaryota; Metazoa; Chordata; Lepidosauria; Squamata; Viperidae. Gene Ontology annotation, cellular component: plasma membrane.